Molecule: messenger RNA, 2469 nt
Organism: Mesorhabditis spiculigera
Lineage: Eukaryota; Metazoa; Nematoda; Chromadorea; Rhabditida; Rhabditidae
Source: the annotation of a GenBank genome assembly
AUGAAGCAGAAGCUGGGCAAGAUCCAGGUGCGCUUCAGCCGGCGCACGCCCAGCACCGAGUCGCGCUCGUCGGCCACGGCGCCCGCGGAGGCCAUCCAGUUCAGUGACCCUCCUCCGGCGGUGCCCUCCUCGGCAUCGAUGGCCACCACCUCGGCCGCCUACAUUCCACAGCCCACCGAUAUCGACGUCCAUGAGGCCAUCAACGAUUCGCCGAGAUUCCGCGGGCAGGCUCGCGGCCACGAAGCCUACUUCAAUCGGCUGGAGUCGCGGCUGACCGAGAUCCUCAAACACUUUGCCACGAUGGCCGACCUCGGGAGGACUUAUGCGACCACAGUAUACAAACUGUCGAUAUCGGUCAACCAGCUAGGCCAGGAGAGCUUCCCGGACAACGCGUUGGCCCAGUCUACGUUUGGCACACUCGCCGAGGCCUACACCAAGAUUGUCGAGUUGAUGAGAGGUUUCCAAGAGGAAAGCACGAUCAACGCGUACAACAAGCUGCAAAUGUUUUGCAGAAAAGAACUUGCCGACGUCGCCGCCCUUCGGACCCAGUUCGACAACACGGCGGCCCUGACUGACGAUGCGCUCACGAAGAAUGCGGCGAGUUCAAGGACGAAGAAGUCGGAAACUCUCGAGACCCGAAACGCCCUCGUCAACGUCGGCGCCCUGCACGCGCACACAGCGCUCGACUUUUUGGAGAAAAUCAACCUGGCCCACGCCCAAAAGGACCUCGUCGUCGUUGAUGCCUUAUGGUCAUUCGUGAAGGACACUAGUGCCUUCUUCUCCAAGGGGCACGCCUUUUUCGACGAGUGGACUGCCAUGGAUAAUGGGGGAAUCGCCGACGCUGUCGACGCCUUGACGAAGAAGCGCGACUACACGGCACGGCAGAUGCAAGACAUUCACUCGUUGGUCCCGUCGGAGAUGUACCAGCACCCACCCGGCAUCUCGCUCGACCCGGACGUCGUCAUGGAAGGCUACCUCUACAAGCGCAGCAGCAACGCCUUCAAGACGUGGAACCGCCGCUGGUUCCAGAUCAAGGACAACAAAUUGCUGUACAUCCACCGCUCCGGCGACGACUUCCACCCGACGGUGAUGGAGAAGAACUUGGUGCUGUGCAUCGUCCGCCCCGCCCCCACGACCAUCGACCGCAUCGGCUGCUUCGAGCUGGUCACCCCCGAGCGCAGCCACAUCCUGCAGGCCGACUCGGAGGCGGUGUGCAACGCCUGGAUGCGCGCCCUGCAGCGGACGAUCCUGAAUUUGCACGAGGCCAGCCAGGCGGGCUACGACGCGAUACGCAACGAGCCGUCCUCAUCGGCACAUCAAGCCGCUUCCGAGUCACAUUCUGGCACGGCAAUGUCCGGACGCCCCACGACAAUCACGGAAAUCCCGGGCGGCUCACCGCGUAAUGCCAACGGCACCGAGCCGGUGUACACAAAGAUCCGACGGACGCCGGGGAACGACCGUUGCGCGGACUGUGGCGGACGAGAGGACGUGAAAUGGGUCUCUAUCAACCUCGGGGUCGUGCUGUGCAUCGAGUGCUGCGGCGUGCAUCGCAGUCUGGGCGUGCAGGUGUCCAAGAUCCGCUCGCUGACGAUGGAUUCGCUGGACGGCGAGGUGACGAACAUCUUGAUGUCGCUGGGCAACGACCGCGUGAAUGCGAUCCUGCUCUCCGGGCUGCCGAAGAAGGACAUCGUGCCGCCGCCCGCGAAUGAGCGGUCGCCUCGCGAGGUCCGCGAAACCUGGAUCAAAGCCAAGUACGUGGAGCGUCGCUUCGUGGCCCACGGCACCCCGCACAAAGCAUUGCGACGGAAGGCCAGCGCUGGAGUGAACCGCUCGGCUUCGUCGGCCAACGUCGCCUCACUGGACAUGACUACGAGUAGCACGUAUAACGAGAACCUCGGCGAGACGCAUAGUGAUGAAGGAGGAGAUGAGGGUCACGCUGAUGUUCAUGACGAGCUUCUCCUGGCGGCCGCUCGGACCGGAGAUCUUCCGGAAGUGCUCAAGAAUUUGUUGACUGGAGCCGAUGUGAAUGCGUUGGUUGACGGGACGACGGCGCUGCACGCUGCGAUUCUGGCGAACCACACUGCCGUCGUCGAAUUCCUGCUGCUGAACGGCGCGAAGACGUCGUUGGCCGACGCUAAUGGGGACACGCCGCUUCACGUGGCUUCCAGGAACGAUGGACCACUGGCCGCCGCGAUGCUGCUAAAACGGGGUGUCGAUCGGGAUCUCGUGAAUCUGAAGGGCGAGACGCCGAUUCAGAUUGCCGUCGACAAGGAGUCGGUGGAAAUAAUUACCUUGCUUCGCCUUCACGAGAUGCGCGACGAGACGGACGCCACCGAGGGCGUCGACGAGAUCAUCAGCGACUUGACGCGCCGUGCGGCCGAGAAGGCGGCCACGAUGCGCAACGGGGCGGCUGGACGUUCACCGCCCUCCAUUUCCGAGCUUGCCCUGGAGAAGAUGCGCCCCGAGGAG